Paramecium octaurelia is the source of this 8163-nucleotide messenger RNA. The record is from the annotation of a GenBank genome assembly. NCBI's taxonomy places the organism in Eukaryota, Ciliophora, Oligohymenophorea, Peniculida, Parameciidae.
AUGAAAGACUCACAGAGGUGUUACUUUUUAUUCAUUACGUAAAAUUCCUACCAGAAGAGAGGAAAAUUAUACAUAUUGUUAAAUUUAACAUUAAAAAUGAAAUUAUGGAAGAGGAGUUUGAAUUCGAUUCCAAUAAUUAUGAAGGUAAAUGGUAUAUGUAGUAUAUGUAUUAUGAUACAAUUUAGAGAAAAAUUAUAGUAGGAUUUAUGUCAAAAGAAUGGUCAAUGGAAAAAAGCCUUAUUUCUUUGAGCUUUUUCGACCAAGAGUUUAAAUUAAUAUUAGGUGGGAGUUUAAAUGUAAGAUUAUUAUUAUAUAAAGAGCGUUAAAAACACUUUUUAGGAGGAAUAUCUAUUAAGCAGUUUUCCAGGAAAAAUGAAAUUAAUACUUUUAGAAAAAAAUGAGAUAAGAGAAUUUUAUAUUUCAAAUUUAAAAGACUGCGAAUUGGAUUUUUACACAUUAAUUAACGAAUAUUAUGAUUAUAAAACCCAAUUCCUAUAAUUACAGAUUGAUUAAGAAUAUGACACAGAAUAUUUGAUAUAGGUUUGGGCCCAAAUUGAUAAUGUUUUAGCAGCAUUUUAAAUAAUUUAAAUUAUCAGAUUGAAUGUUAGAUAUCAAUUAGACUUGGAGAACAAGAUAGAUUUGACGAGUUUUUAAAUUAGUUAUAUAAGUGAGAAUUAAAAAUGGUAUUAUUGUCUUUAAUUCUAUUCCUAUAAUUAUCCGUUCAUUCUUUCAACUACUUAAAUUUAGGAUUUUACUCAGAAUUAUCAAUAUGAAAUUGGUAGCGAAUUUCUUACUUCAUGGCAUUUAAUAUAAGUUAGUUACUAAAAUAAAUAAAUCAAUUAUAGAAUGAGAAACUAUUUACUAAAUAAAUAGUUGCUCAAUCAAUUUGAAAACGUAAAUUAGUUUUCUUGCUCGAAAUUUACAAUUAGCUUAGGAUAAACUACAGGUGAGAGUUUUCUUAGUGGCCAUCUCAUAAAUUUAAAAUAUUCAACUUGUCCUUCCAAUGAUAGUAAUUCAUUUUACCAUUGUCAUUACUCUUGUGAAACUUGUUUUGGGCCUAACAGCAAUCAUUGUUGGUCAUGCGAUAUUACAAAAAAUAGACUAUUAAAUCCAUAAACUAAUACAUGCAAAUGCAAACUAUGGUAUUUAGACUUAGGUGAAGUUUAAUGUCAUGGGUAAUCUGAGUUUAAUUUAAUAGAAACUGAAAUCUAUUUACCUAAAGAUACAAGGUAUGAUGAAAUUUAGCCAACAGUUUAAUGUGCUUUUGGGUACUUUCGAUUUUUAGAUUCAUGCAUUUAGUGGUAUAAUUUAUUGAUUAAUAAGUCCAUCUGCAUCAUAAAAGGGAUCCAUAUAAUGUCUAGAAUGUCUUCUAUAUCCAGAUACAUGGAUUUCAAAAGGCAUUUGUUAUCAAUAAUCUUAAUAGUUAGAUAUGGAUGAAUAAAAUACUUAUAGAGAUUUUACUGAUUCUGCUUCUCCAUAAUCAAAUUUUUAUUUAUUGGUUGACGAAGAGUUAUUUACUUGUGAAGAUUGCGUAUUUUGUUCAAAGGAAGAAUAUUUGGAAGAGCAAGAAUUGGGACUUGCUUAUUGCAUUUUAUUUCCUUUAAAGCACAUGAAUUAAGAUACAUAUAUAGAAUGUAUAUACACAGAUUUUGACUAUGAAACUAAUAAAUGCUAGCCACAAAAAGUGAUAGAAAGACGAAAUUAUGGAUCUUAGAAAGGUACAUGCAAUGAGUUCUGUGGUUACUGCAAUUUUAGACUUUGCUAUUACUGCAAGGAUACUACACUAUACUUUAGUGAUUGGUAAGGAAUAUGUAGAGCAUGUAACAUUGAAAACUGUAAAUAUUGUUUUUCAUACAGCUUAUAUGACUUGAAUUAAGUAUCUGCAAGAAAAGCCCCUUUUAUUAACCUGGCAUCUAAUUUAGAAGAAGAUUAUAUAAUAGGGUGUUCGCUUUGUCAUUAAGGGUAUAUUUUUGAUUUUACUAUCAAUCAAUGCAUAAAAAAGAGUUUGGAAUAUCCAUGCCUAAAUGCCUUUAUUAAUUAAGAUAAUGAAUUAAUUUGUACUAGUUCUUCAUUAACAGCUCAAAUAAUUGAAGGAGCUUUGGAAUUAAUUGGGUGUUAAGCUUAUUUCUCGUUCUGUGUUAAAUGUGUUUCUGAUAAUUAAAAGAUGGUUUAAUGUACAAAAUGCGAAGAUGGAUACUAUCUCAAUUUUAAAAAUGGAAUUUGCAAACCUUGCUCUGAGAUUUUUACACAUUCAACCAAAUGUUAAAUGCUUACAUCCUCUUAAGAUUCUUGGAAAUAUGAGGUUAUGGGAUUCUAUAAUAAAUUUCUGCCCGAUAAAAUUCCGAUAUUGCUUUCAGGAUAAUAUUUUAUUGUAUAUUAUAUUUCAGAAGAAUGUGAAGAGGGCUAUAUAAAUUUUUAUGAUAAUUGUAAAAUUGCCAAUGAUAAAAAUUGCUUAAAUUGGCUUAUUGAUGUAAAUGGGAUGAUAUGUAAAACUUGUAAAUCUUAAUCAAAAUUUUAUCAAUCAUCCUCCUAUUUCGAUAAAAAAUGUCAGAUGUGCCCAUAUCCGUGUAUUAUUUGCAAAGAAAGAGCAUUAGAAGAGAUAACUCUCAUCAAUCCUUAUUUUAUUGUUAAUGAAUAGACAAAAGGCUAAACAUAUUAUUGUAUCAAAAAUUAUGGAAGUUAGGAAACGUACAUACAUCAGAAAUUAGGAUUGAUUUAACCAUUAACCUAAAAUGGAGCCAGAUAUGUUAAUAAAAUAACAAAGAUCUUCAAUUAAAAUUAAUUCUCCUCAUCUGAAUAAGUUAGAGAGUUGGAGAUGUAAUAUCUAAUUCAAAAAAACAUUUAUACAUACGAAGCUCAAUAUUCAUUUUUACCUGAUGAGCAAAUUAUCAAUCUCAGAGAAUAAAUUUUUUCUUUAUAAAAUUAACAGUUCUUUUAUGAUGGAUAAAACUAACAAUAUUAUGAAAAAAUUAUUCAAAUUUUUAAUUAAUCUUAAGUUAUUAUUCAUAACCUUUACCUUAUUAAUGAAAACAAUAUUUUGAAUAUCACCUCUAAAUAUGGAGUUGAGGUUUUUAUUAACAACAUAACUCUUUCAACUAUUACUAGUUAAAGAACUUUAAUUGAAAUAACUAAUAUCACUAAUUUAACUAUGUCUUAUAUUUACAUAAAUGAAUUAAUUAAUUCAUAAUAAUCACUAAUUUCUAUUAAAAAUUUUUAUAAAUAGGAUUUCUAGAAAACGAAUCUAUUAUUUUAUAAUAUCACUUUAUUGAAUUGCAAAUUUAUAAAUAGUGUUUUUAUACUUAUUGAUAAUUAUCAAAGUUAUGUUUAUUAGUUUGUGAUCAAUAAUUUAAGAAUCGUAAAUUGCUCCUUUGAAAAUUCUUCCCUUUUUACCUUCAUCUAACAGUCCAAUUUUAAUAAAAUAAUAAUUAAGAACAUAAGUAUCAGCGAUUCAAAAUUUAUCAAUUCAGAAUUUGCUAAAAUACCUCUCAGCAGCUAAAUUUAGAUACAAUAACUAAAAUUAAUCAAAUCUACAAUUACUUAAGGAAUAUUAAUAUAAUCUACUUAAUCUACAAUAUUUUAAGAACUACUCUUUGAAAAUGUGAAUUUAUUGAAUAGUACUCUUUUACUUCUAAAGGGAUAUCUGAGCGAAACCAAUUUUGAUCAUUUAUUUUAAAAAAUACAAAUAAAAAAAAUUUCACUAUAGGGGUAAAGCCCAUUUAAAAUUAUCUAUCGAAGUGAUUAUAAAGGUUAAAUAAAAAUUUAAGAUAUAAUGUUAGAAUAAGGUGAUAUUAUUCAAGAGGAUAGUGUAUAUGAUUUUAAUAAAUCAAUUUGUUUUUUUGAUUUUCAGAGCCAAUCCAUAUAAAUCACAAACUUUGCAGGAUUAAAUAAUAGAAAUAUUCAAAUAUUUUGUUUGAAAAACUUUAAUUAAAUUAUUAUAAAGAAUUGUAUAAUCAAAUAAGAAUAAUAAGGUUUAUUUGAUCAUGUUUCAAAUAAAUCAAUCAAUAAUAAGGGAUUUUUGUUUAUUAAGGACUUUAUUGAAAUAUUUUUAUCAAAUAUAGAGAUAACCAAUUUAUAUAUGGCGGAUUCAUCCUUAAUUUAUAUAUAAUCCAAAUAAGAUGUUACAUUUAACUAAAGUAUUAUAGUAAAUGAUUUUAAUGUUAGCAACAAUGUACUUGUUAAAAGUUAAUUAUUUACUUUGCCAUCACUUUUAUACAUAUAAUCUGAAUAUUAUUGCAAUGUUCAAUUAUCUAGGAUCAAUUAUGAGCAUAAUCUUAUUUAGUAUUAGAUUGAGGAUUCUUAAAUUAUAGCUCCUUCUUUACUUUAUAUUUUCGUAAAAUAAAGCAAAAUAUCUUUAAUCUCUGGCCAAUUUAAAAAAAAUACAAUUAUAAAUUCAAGAAAUUCUCACAUUUAUCUGAACUCAGAAACCAUAACAUUGCAAUCUUUAAUAGUUUUUGAUAUCAAUACAGAUUAGUAGAAUACAGACUUGAAUUUUUCGAAUAUUUAAAUCUAUCAAUAAGGAGGAUUGGGGUAAUUGAUUGCUAAAAAUAUUUUAAUUUUUGACUUGAUCUUUCAAAAUAUGAUGGCACAUCAAGGUGCCUGUUUAUUAAUGGUCUUACUUGAAAAAAGUAGAGUUUUAAUAGAGAAUGUUGUUAUUUAAAAUGCAAUAAGUUGGAAUAACAUGAGUAUAAAUUCUUUUGGUGGGAGUUUUUAUAUUGAUGCAACAAAUUCAGAAUUGGACUUGCUUGUAAGAAAUAUCUCAGUGACACUUUCUAUAAGCAAAGAUUCAGGGGGAUUUAUAUAUUUACUUCCUUCAUAAAUAUCUAAUAAAUUGAAAAUUCUUAAUUCAAACUUUAUUAAUACAUUUUCAUAAGAAUAAAGUUUGGUUUCUUUUCUAUGUGAUUUUUAUCUGAGUGAUAAUACAUUUGAAUUUCAAAAUAACACUAUAAGUAUUGAAGAAAGCUUUUAUAAUCGUAUUCUAUAAAUGAACUUUUAGAGCCCUAAUUCAAGUUAGAGUGGUCUGAUUGUUGUAUCUAAUAGGUAACCUUAAUUAAUUAUUUAAAAGCAAGAUUAGUAUUGAUUCUGUGUUGAUUACAGGUUCGUACUCAGUUUCUAUAUUUAGUUUAUCUUUUAUCCAUUAUCUUCGUUUAACUAAUAUAUAAAUAAAUCAGGCUACAUCUUUUGGGGCCGCAUUUAUAUCCAUUAGCAAUGAAUAAAAGUACUAAUUGGCUUAUAAGACUUAAAGCUCUUUAAUUUUAAGAGAAAUAGACAUAAAUAAUUGUUAAAAUGUCAUUUAAUAAACAAAAGGUUCAUUUUUGGAUAUUCGUAUGGUUGCCUAAAUAACAUCAAGAAUAUAAUUAUAUAAUCUCAAGAUUAUUUAAAAUAAUUGUUCUAAUUGCUAUAAUGGUUUAAUCAAUCUACAAUUCACAGAAUAUACAAAAUCAAUAAACUUUAAUUAGGUACUAUUCUUUAAAAAUGAUUGUGGUCUUUAAUCAUGUCUCUCUGCCACUCCUACAGGAACUUACCAAACAACAUCAAUAAAAUUAAAUCAAGGCCUCUUCAUCUAAAACCAAGGUUCAAUGAAUGGUUCACUUAAUUUAUAGGCAUCAUAUCUAGAUUUACAAAACAUCAAGUUUAUUGAAAAUACAGCAUCUAAAGGUGGAGGAUAUUAUUCCCAAUAUUAUCAGGAACUUUAGACAAAAAAUCUUUAUUUCAUUGCAAAUAAGGCAAAUAUUGGGGGUGCUAUUUUCUUAAAUAGCACAAAAUUGUAAACCUCAUGUUUUUCUUAAAUUUACUUGAUUGACAACAAAGGCAAGUUUGCUAUAGAUAAUCUUUAAGAAUUGCCCCUCUAGAUUAUGUUAUCGAUAUUCCAAACAAAUAUUGAAACUAUAUGUCUAGGAGGCAAAUAUCAACCCAAUCUUAAAAAAUUCCUAAAUGAAAACUUCGUUUAUUUGCCAAGCGGCUAAAAAAUAGGAUAAUAUCAAUUAUAUUCAAAAGAAUAAUAAAAUUAUCAAAAUUAUAAUAUUCAAUUAAAAUUUUAUUUUGUGAAUAAUCUAGAGGAAAAAGUAUUACUUUUUGAGAAUGAAACUUCAAGUUGCACCAUUAAUUAAGUAUAUUUUAUAGGAGAAUAAUAAUAAAAUGGGAAAUAUAAUGAUUUUGUAGUUGAGUAUGAUUAGGAAGAUCAAUCAUUUAAUUUUGAAAACUUAACUAUCAUAUUUGAUCCUUAUUCCAAUUAGGAUAGUUAUUUAAAUUUAUAAAUGACUUGCGUAAUCUAAUUAAAGGAAGUGAUCAAAUUUUAAUUAAAUGUUAAGACAUUUCCAUGUUAAGUUGGAGAAUACUAUUAUGAAUCAUAAUGUUUAUAAUGCGAGGCCAAGAGAGGGUAUUAUUCCCUUGAACCAAAAGCAUCUUAUUGUUUAAAAAUAGACCCAAAGAUGAUUUCAAAAAAUACAAUUAAUCAGAUUGAAUUAUAUCCAAGAUAUUGGAGACCCUCUUCUAAGAGCUCGCUUAUUUCAUUUUGCAUCAGAAAACCUGAAAAUUGUUUAGGAGGUUGGGAAACAGGAGAUGAUUCAUGUUAGUUAGGAUCUAUAGGAGGAUUGUGUGAAGAAUGUGAUAUAUAUAAUAUAAGAGGGUUUGGUUAAUAUUACCAAAACAGUAGUUAUAAAUGCCAAUAUUGUUAAAAUUUUAUUGGGAAAGCUGCCAUUUCAAUUGUAAUAACAAUUAUGUAAUUUUUAUAAUUAAAUCUAUAGAACAUUGCUAUCAACAUAUUUAACUGUGAAUAGUGCCUAAUUACUCUUUAUGAAUUUUAAACGACUGAAAUAUACUACAGUUCAUUAUAAAAUCAUAUUUCGAUAAGGAUAAGGUAUAAUGUAAUACUAUAUUAUAGAUUAAUCAGCUGCUUUAAUUAAGAUGAUUGUAAACUAUUUUUAAAUUUUGAUUGGAAUAAAGUCAUUCCAAGUUUAGAUGUAUUCAAAUAUUAUUGAUUUUUUGAAUCCUUUUAGCAAUCCAGUUGGUAGCUCUCUAUAUUCAUAUGAUUGUUUUUAUAGCUAACAAUCGAAUGUUCCAGUUAUCUACAUAAAUCUAAUGAUUAAUUUACUAAUACCAAUAUUUUAUUACUUGCUUUUUAUCACCAUUUAUUUGGUUGUUAUAUUAUUCAAAAAAGCCAAAUUAUCAAUAACAAUAUAUUUCACUGCAAUACUCUAUUUGCUAUUUUAUACCUAACCUUAAAUAAUAAAUGAAUUAGGCAGUUUAGCAGCAAAAAGAAAGAUUUCAGGAAUUACUUAUAUAAAUAAAAAUGUUUAAUAUCUAUACUCCACUUAAACGCAUAAGAAUUGGAUGACAUUUUGUAUCAUUCCAUUGUUGAUUUUUGAAGGAGCCAUUCUUCCUCUUAUUAUUCUACUUAAAUUAAUCAAAAUCAGAAAGCAUUUUAAUUCAGAUAGAUUUCGUAAAAUUUGGGGAUAUAUUUUUAAUGACUAUUAGGAGUCAUGUUAUUAUUGGGAAAUAUUUAGAAUAUUUUAAAGAUAAAUAAUUAUAUUGACUUUGAAUUUUAACGAAGAAUAAAUCAUUACCAAAGGAUGCAUAAUGUUUAUAAUCUUAUUAUUUUAUUUUACUGCUGUUUUUAUAUAAAAACCCUAUAAUGUUAAAUCUUUAAAUGGUUUUGAAUUAGAUAGCAUCUGCUUAUGCGAAAUUAUAAUAGUAAUUAGUUGUUUAAAAUAUUAAACGUAAAUUAAUUAAAUAACAACGAUGGACUUUUUACUAGAAAUAAUCUUUAUCAUAUUUUUUAUAUUUUUACUACUAAAAGUAAGCAUAAAACUAAUUAUAAUUUACUAUCAUAAAUACAUUGAGAGAUUUGAUAAUAUCAAACGUUUUAUAUAGUAUUAAUUCCCUGGAUUAACUUAAAAAAAAUCAAUUAUCUCAAAAUUUUUAAAUAGUAAAAAAAAUCAGAGAAAUUAGAUACAACAGAGAUUUUUAUAAGCAUUUACUAAUUUAAAACAUCUUAAAACCCACUCAAGUAAACUUUCCUAAUCUAAUCACUAAAUUAAAAUGAGCAACAUUCAAAAUGAUCACACACUUUAACUUUCUUGUUAAUUCACUAAUAAUAAUGAAAAAAAUGAGAAUGGAUUUGUCAAGGCAGAUGAUUUUUCUUAAUGCCAAGAUAUAGUUUUAUGA